Momordica charantia (bitter melon) is the source of this 1774-nucleotide messenger RNA. Its product is annotated as RmlC-like cupins superfamily protein. Lineage: Eukaryota; Viridiplantae; Streptophyta; Magnoliopsida; Cucurbitales; Cucurbitaceae. The record is from RefSeq and is a predicted model, not a curated record.
AGCCUCUCCCACCGUCACUCUCCGCCACAAGAAGUUGCAGAGACAACCCCUCCGGCGGCGAUAGUAAGAAGAAGCAGAGUGGGAGCAAAGAUGGGAAAGAGAGAAGCUCUGGUGGUGCUGUUGAUCAUCGCCGUUUUGGGAAACGCAAUUGGGUUCGACAGAGAAGAAGAAGCAGAGUGGGAGAGAGAUAGGAGGGAAGAGAGAGAGUUUAGAAGGGAAGACCGGUUUCUGCUGGAGGAUUCGAAGCAUGUGAUACAGACAGAGGCGGGAGAGAUGAGGGUGGUCAAAGGUCCAGCUUCAAGAAUUCUCGACAGGCAAAUUCACAUUGGCUUCAUCACUAUGGAGCCCAAGUCCCUGUUCAUCCCUCAGUAUAUGGACUCCAGCCUGAUUCUCUUCGUCCAAAAAGGGGAAGUGAGGCUGGGAUUGAUAUACAAAGACGAAUUAGCAGAGAGGAGGAUGAAAGAAGGAGAUGUAUACCGGAUCCCAGCCGGUUCGGUGUUUUACAUGGUGAACAUAGGGGAAGGACAGAGACUUCAAAUUAUCUGCAGCAUUGAUAGAGCUGGGAGUUGGAGUCCCGGUACUGUCCAGUCCUUCUUCGUCGCUGGAGGAACCGAUCCGGAAUCAAUCCUUGCCGGAUUCGACCAGGAUACAUUGGCUGCAGCAUUUAAUGUUUCUCGUACAGAACUGAAGAGACUUAUGACGAGGCAACGACAGGGUCCAAUCGUAUACGUCUCGGAUACUGAAUCGCCUAGGGUUUUGAGUAAGUUUCUGCAAGUGAAAGAUGAAGACAGAUUAAAUACAAUUGCCGGUGUCAAUGAAGAAAGCGGAGAGGCGGAGAAGAAAAAGUCUUGGUCGUGGAGGAAGCUCCUGGGUUCAAUCUUUGGAAACGAGAAUCGCGACACACCGAAAACAAAAACCGGAAAAUCCCCUGAUUCCUACAACCUCCGCGAAAAAUCUCCAGAUUUCAGCAACGCUUACGGAAAGAGCGUCGCCCUCGACGAGACUGAGUACUCUCCUCUACGUGACUCCAGAGUCGGAGUUUAUCUCGUCUAUCUCAACGCGGGAUCGAUGAUGGCGCCGCACGUGAAUCCAGACGCGGACGAGUUUGCCAUCGUUACCGUAGGCAAAGGUAAGAUGCAGAUCACAUAUCCCAACGGAACAUCCGCCUUCGAUGCAGAAGUGAGCGAAGGGAACGUGAUCUUUUUUCCAAAAUUCUUCGCGUUCUGCCAAAUCGCAUCCAGAACAGGCCCGUUCGAGUUCGUGGGAUUCACCACGUCGUCGCACAGGAAUCAUCCGCAGUUCUUGGCCGGUGCGAGUUCGGUUUACCACACUCUUAGAGGCCCCGAGAUGGCAAGGGCCUUCGACAUGGCCGAGGACGAUCUGGGCCGCUUCCUUGACGCACAGAGCGAGGCGAUCAUUCUGCCGUCGGCGGAGAUUGCGCCGCCGUACAAGGAGGAGGAGAAGGGGAGGCAAGAGGAAGAGAAGCGGGAAAGGAGAGACAGAGAGGCAAUAAGGAGCUUAGAAGGGAAUAUUAUGGGGAUGGGAUUUGAUUAGUGAAGUCGAAAAUGGCGGGAAUAAAGUGGAAUCGAAUCUCCAUUGCUAUUCCUUCUUUUUCUUUUUGCUCGUUUGUUUUAUAGGUCUGCAAUCUGCUUCGUUUCGGUUUAGGGUUCGUUCAUGAGCUCGCAGUUGCAGAUCUGUGAAUAAAUCCCCGACUUCACUGAACUACUUCUCUUGUUUUAUUUAUUCUUUAUUAGUAUACGAGUUUCCUAAUGCA